Clunio marinus is the source of this 252-nucleotide messenger RNA. NCBI's taxonomy places the organism in Eukaryota, Metazoa, Arthropoda, Insecta, Diptera, Chironomidae. The record is from the annotation of a GenBank genome assembly.
AUGGAAAUGUCAAUGAGUAAUUGUGGUUGUGAGCGAAAAAAGACUGUGAAGGAAAGUUGGAAAUUUAAUGAAAAUAAAACGAAUUACGAAGAGGACGAUCAAAUAUUUACUAAAAAUCAAUUGAAGGGCAGAUGCUUACAACGAAACACAUCCACAACCCACCACCAAGAGACUCAUAAAAGUUAUUUACUUUCUCUUAAUACAAAAAACAUCCUUACGCAUCCAAUGACUGAGAUUGAAGAUGUAAACUGA